This is a messenger RNA of Ipomoea nil (Japanese morning glory), 603 nucleotides long. RefSeq lists its product as uncharacterized. NCBI's taxonomy places the organism in Eukaryota, Viridiplantae, Streptophyta, Magnoliopsida, Solanales, Convolvulaceae. The record is from RefSeq and is a predicted model, not a curated record. The transcript has a single exon. Bases 1 to 603 code for a protein of 200 amino acids.
AUGGGCAAUGAUUCAAUAGUGAUUAAGACGGUGCUUGACCGGCUGUCUACCGUGUUCCGCAUUCGUGAUCUUGGGAAACCGAGAUUCUCUUUGGGGAUUGAAGCUGUUGAUGGAGCAGGGACCAUAGUCCUUUCCCAGAGGCAGUACAUAACCGAGCUGCUCCGUAGAGAAGGUAUGGAGUCAUGCAAGCCGUUAGCAACACCUGCCUCACCGUCCACACAAGCUGCAUCGCAUGACUCUAAUGCUCUCGAAGAUCCGACCCCUUAUCGUCAACUUGUUGGGUCACUAAUGUACUUACUGAUAACGCGGCCCGACCUAGCCUACUCAGUCAACAGACUCUGUCAAUUUAUGCAUAACCCGACUCAGGGACACUGGGAUGCACUCAAUCGAGUGCUUCGCUAUGUCAAAGGAUCGUUAGACAUUGGGCUACGUAUCACUCCAUCCACUGCACCGGUUCUGCAUGCCUUUUCUGACUCCGACUGGGCCGGAUGCUCUGUAGAUCGAAAGUCCACGGGAGGCUAUGCUGUAUUCUUGGGACCCAAUCUUCUAUCCUGGGUGUCCAGGAAACAGCGCAUGGUAGCCCGCUCGUCUACGGAAGCAUAA